Molecule: messenger RNA, 1761 nt
Organism: Penicillium bovifimosum
Lineage: Eukaryota; Fungi; Ascomycota; Eurotiomycetes; Eurotiales; Aspergillaceae
Exons: 3
Coding region: 1-1761 (586 amino acids)
Source: RefSeq, a predicted model, not a curated record
AUGUUUGGCUGGGGAUCUGGGCUGGCCUUGCCCUCCGCCACUUCAGAGCCGGAAAAAGAGCGAAGACCACCAGCAGACCCGACACCCCUCGAUUUCCCUGCGUAUAACCUCCCGGAGAUCAUUAGCGAUGAAUCUCAGUCCAGACUCACGGAGAUGUCCAACCUUUUGGCGGACAUCAAGCGCCCACAAGACAUCUGCCACGAGCGCUUUGCGCCAUUCAACGUCCAAUUGGAAACAGACGUGUCAGUCGCCGACAUGAUCCCCGAAGACCUUUCGCACCCGAUCGCGCCCUUGCCCUGGGAGGACACCACCGAUUCGACGGAAGACAGCCCCCGACCGCUGAUGGGCAACGGAGCCCCGUAUCCCGCCAAGGAACGAUAUGAAGUAUUGGAGAAAGAGCUGGCGCUGGACAACGACGAUGCUUUCCGUGAGGUCGCGCGAUUGCCUCCGCGAGAGGGCCGAAGCCGAGUUCGUAUCACGCAGUCGAGGAAGUUUUGGACCGGAUUAGAGCGCAUGGCCCAAUACUGGGAUACCAGUUUGGACAAUUACUUUGAGCGUCCGGCCACCCCCAAGCCUACACCUCCGUCCGAGACGGAGCACGACGACGACGAUGAAAUGCAGAUGGAUGGCGUGGAGCCCAAGCGCGGAUACGCCCUGACGGACAACGCAAUGGAUCUAGACGGAGCAAAGACACCCGUGCCUACGAGCAACGACACAGUGGACGAGAAACAGGGACCGACCGUCACCAUGUACACGGGGCGUCGAAUCGGCAACGGGGCCGAGAUGCCCGAUGAAAUUCGUGACGAGACCAUUCGAUCUUUCGUGGAGAUGGCAGCAUGGCCGUUCGGAUGCCAGGUCACUGUUCCCACGCUCCCACCCCGAUUGACCACCAAGAACCUUCUCUUCCCUGUCCGACAAACGUUCCAAUCUUCACGGUCUCCGCGAGACCGCCAGGUUGCCCGGAGCGGCAUGCUUGAAGGGCCGGUUCUCAUCUCGCAAUGCCGGUCAGAGACGUCCUUCCGCAACGCGGGCGAGGCCCCCGGGACUGGAAUCGGCGAGGUAAGCGAUCUGUUCCGCGAGGUGGGUGGCAUGCUUCUCGCCGCACAAGAGCGUGCCCGCGAAGGCGCAGUCGAGCAGCGACCCGGCGAGGGCAAGUGGUGGACCAUGUCGCCUCGCUUCGGAGGCGCACCCAACGACGGGAUCCUGGAUGAUCUCGUCAGCAACGGACACGGGAUGUCCCUUCCGGAUUCAAUGAUGGAAGAAAUGAAGGCAGCUGCCCCGGAGGCGGCGAACGCUUCCAAGCGCAAGUUCGAGCAUCCGUUUGUUGCCUCCCUAUCGCGGAGGCCCAGUGCGAUGCGAAGAUUGACUAGCAGCGAGAAGUGGAAGAUCCUGCAGCCUGGGCCUAGUCUCUGGGAUAAGCGGAUGAGCUACAUGCAGCUAGGCAAGGUCCAAGAGAGUCCCUUUGACGAUAUUUACAUGAUCUCAUCUAUCAACCAUCACAUCUCAAUUCUCCACCUCCGAGUACACAGGCGAUACCUUGAUAUCCUCACCUUCGGCGACAGUACCGUCCCACCAACUGACGGCCAGCCGUGGCAUGUGCUGAAGUUGCAGAGGACCCGGUGGUUCGACCUGCUCGACGUCAACGAUCGCAAAGAAGCGCUGCAGGGUGUGUGGCGACUAUUCCAUCACCAGCUGAGACCGACCCGACCUGAUGGCGAGGUCCCGACUCCGAUAGAAUUACCCAUAGAACAUCCAUUAUAG